Gongylonema pulchrum is the source of this 900-nucleotide messenger RNA. The record is from the annotation of a GenBank genome assembly. Lineage: Eukaryota; Metazoa; Nematoda; Chromadorea; Rhabditida; Gongylonematidae.
AUUGGAUUGACAUUUACUGCUGCAUUAUUCGCCGGAACUGUCAUCUCGGUAGCAACGGUAUGCCUUGGCAUCUUGCACAUAGUCUAUGUAUCAUAUUAUGUGACGCAACGAUUUCGGCGGGCUUUCAUCGUUUAUUUAGCUGGCACAGCACCGUUCGUCUCAGCACUAUCCUUAGUUGCAAUGUAUAUGCCACGGGUUUGGUUUCUCGCUCAUCUGCUUGGGUUUCUAUAUUUUUCAAUAGCAUUGUGGGUGAUCAUAUGUCUAUUGAUGAAUAUUUUCGAAGGGCGACAAAAAAUGGUGAAGAAAAUGAAAGUCGGUUGCCCAGCAAUUAGUGUACAAACACCACCAUUCUGUUGCGUCUUUCCGUGUCUUCCAAAAUUCGAACUUGAACAGCGUCGGAUUCGUUUUUGUGAAUUAAUGGUUUUUCAAACACCAUGCAUCAGGCUUAUUUUUACGAUUUUUAGUCUGGUGCUUUAUUUCGAAUAUCGCGACGGUGCUUUCAUUGCCUUGAAAAUUCUGGAUUUUAUAACACUCCCUUCGUUGCUCAUCGGAAUUUAUGGGACACAUAUACUUGUAACAACUGUUUCAGUACUAGAUGAACUGAUGCCUUACAGAUACAUAGUGGUCUUCCGAUUACUGGAUUUCUAUUUCAUGUUUUUUGGCAUCCAACAACCAAUUUUUGAUUUUCUAGCUCGGGCUGGUGUAUUCGGCUGCGGCACCGUACUACCUUCGCUUGAAACCGCAUUCUUUUGGAAAAAUUUGGUGAUCGUUGUUGAGUCAUUUUUCGUUUCACUUAUCUCAACGGUGCUGCUGAAACCAUCGCGAAGCGCAUUCUUCGACAAAUAUCAGCCCAAUCGAAGUGGUGCAUCGUCAGUGAUUACACGUGAAAGUAACACCUAG